UCAGGAGAGAAGCCCUACCAAUGCUCCCAGUGUGGAAAGAGUUUUACCCAGGCUGCACACCUGAAAUACCAUAAAAGAACACACACAGGAGAAAAACCUUACCGUUGCUCCCAGUGUGGAAAGAAUUUCACCAUGUCAUGUAACCUGAAAAAACAUGAGAGAAUACACUCAGGAGACAAGCCCUAUCAAUGCUCCCAGUGUGGAAAAACGUUUACCCAGCUAGGGGACAUGAAAAAACAUAACAGAAUACACACAGGAGAAAAGCCCUACCACUGCUCCCACUGUGGAAAGAGAUUUACCUCAUCAGGGGACCUGAAAAAGCAUAAGAGGACGCACACAGGAGAAAAACCUUACCAUUGCUCCCAGUGUGGAAAGAGUUUCUCAGAGUCAAGUAACCUGAAACAACAUGAGAGAAUACACUCAGGAGAGAAGCCCUACAACUGUUCCCACUGUGAAAAGAGGUUUACCUCAUCAGGGACACUGAAAUAUCAUGAGCUAAAACACUCUGUAAAGAAGCGUUUCCAGUGUUCUCGUUGUGAAAGGAGUUUUAAAAAGUUAGGGAAACUGAAGCAGCAUGAGAAAAUACACAGUAGGGAGAAGCCUUUUGGAACUGCUAACACUGUGGAAUGACAUUUACCUGGUUAAGGCAACUGAAAUGACAUUAAAGAAUCCACACCGGAAAGAAACGUUACCAAUGCUUCCAGUGUGGAAAGAUAUCCAGUUAGGGAACCUGAAAGACCAUGAGGUUAUACAUACAGGGAAGAUGCCUUACCACUGCUCCCAUUGUGGAGAGAGAUAUUUCUUACAACUUACAAUUCAUGAGUUAACGCCUCACUGGUCCUCAACUGGC
Messenger RNA from Coregonus clupeaformis (lake whitefish), 850 nucleotides. Its product is annotated as zinc finger protein 501-like. The transcript has a single exon. Gene Ontology annotation, cellular component: nucleus. Lineage: Eukaryota; Metazoa; Chordata; Actinopteri; Salmoniformes; Salmonidae. The annotation marks the transcript as partial. The record is from RefSeq and is a predicted model, not a curated record.